AUGUGUUUUCAAACCAAACAAUUCAGGUAUGACUUCAAUCUUCGCACAGGAGCACAUAGUACAGAAUUCUAUCCAUCGAUUACAGUACCUCUUUUCACUGGAUGCUAUAACACACUGAAUCAGGGAAAAUCUGAACGGCUGUUCCAGUUAAUGAAGGCGAGUUUGCCGCGGAGGAUCAUGACCACAUAUUCACAGUUUUCCCCUUUUCCACUCAACUUGGGAGUAUUGAAAUAUCCGGGCGGUGUUCCUACCUCGAUGGUUCCGGAUAGCAAGGAGCAAUGGGAUUUCCCUAAUGGUUUCAGCCCUUUGAAUCAUAUGAUCGUCGAAGGAUUAAGGAAAAGUCAAAAUGCCCAGAUGCAGGAUGCGGUAGGGAUUUCUCAUAAUAGCCGAAAUUGUUAG
Molecule: messenger RNA, 399 nt
Organism: Cooperia oncophora
Lineage: Eukaryota; Metazoa; Nematoda; Chromadorea; Rhabditida; Trichostrongylidae
Source: the annotation of a GenBank genome assembly